This is a messenger RNA of Ostertagia ostertagi, 465 nucleotides long. The record is from the annotation of a GenBank genome assembly. Lineage: Eukaryota; Metazoa; Nematoda; Chromadorea; Rhabditida; Trichostrongylidae.
AUGGUGAAGCAGAACACCAUUCCUCCAGUGGAUAUCAGUCACAUCGAAGGCGCAAAGGGAUAUCCAUGCAAUUUCUGCGAAUUCAAAGGACGUACUGUGAAUGACAUCCGUAGGCAUACUAGUUCAGCGCAUUCUGAGUUUUUCCCAUCAUUGGGUACGAAAUUAGUUUCUCCUUGUCAUCAUUGUAAUCAGGUAUUGGAUUCACGGGGAAAACUGCUGAAGCAUAUCGGUGACUGCCAUGAAGAUAUACCAUUAGCGUUCAAGUGUGCGUACUGCCCGAAAACGUUCGCCACAUCUCGCGGUGUGCGCGAGCAUGAACGGCGAUCACAUGAAUCACGUUUGUUCCUAGAUGCGGAGCAUUUGGUUUGCCCGCAUUGUGAGCAGGAGUUCCAGAACAAACGAAAUCGAGAUGAACACGUAAAGAGGCACAAUAAUCCCAACUCUGUGAUUGGCCGUGGAUUUUAA